Messenger RNA from Stomoxys calcitrans (stable fly), 2750 nucleotides. RefSeq names its product dolichyl-diphosphooligosaccharide--protein glycosyltransferase subunit STT3B (gene Stt3B). The coding region runs from base 181 to 2514 and encodes 777 amino acids. The record is from RefSeq and is a predicted model, not a curated record. Lineage: Eukaryota; Metazoa; Arthropoda; Insecta; Diptera; Muscidae. Gene Ontology annotation, cellular component: membrane. The transcript has a single exon. Gene Ontology annotation, molecular function: dolichyl-diphosphooligosaccharide-protein glycotransferase activity. Gene Ontology annotation, biological process: post-translational protein modification.
AAGAAUUACGUGUCAUUGUAGUAAACAGGCGAUAGCAGCAGUACAGGGCAUUCUAUUCUAAUCGAUAAUUAGCCCAAAAGUGUGAUAUAGGUUUUUUCUUUGGAGUAAAACUGGCGGAGCGAUACCCAAUCGUUUCCAUAAAAAAAAUUCCACGAGGAUUGGGGGCUAGAGCAGUGUAAAAUGAAUCGACCUGCAAAGAUUUUCAACAGAACUGCAGGCUACAGCAGUCUGAUAACGUUUGCUGUGCUUUUGAUUGCCUGGUUAGCCGGCUUCUCGUCACGUCUUUUUGCUGUGAUCCGUUUUGAGUCCAUUAUUCAUGAGUUCGAUCCAUGGUUCAACUAUCGGGCCACCGCUUAUAUGGUGCAGCAUGGCUUUUACAAGUUCCUGAAUUGGUUCGAUGAGAGAGCGUGGUACCCAUUGGGUCGCAUUGUCGGAGGCACCGUGUACCCCGGCCUGAUGAUAACAUCUGGUGGCAUACACUAUUUGCUGCAUGCCCUUAACAUUCCGGUGCACAUACGUGAUAUUUGCGUCUUCUUGGCUCCUGUAUUCAGCGGUCUUACAGCCAUCUCUACGUACUUACUUACCAAAGAGCUGUGGUCGUCGGGUGCUGGACUCUUCGCGGCAAGUUUUAUUGCCAUUGUGCCAGGCUAUAUCAGUCGUUCGGUUGCCGGUUCUUAUGAUAACGAAGGCAUCGCCAUUUUUGCCCUUCAAUUUACCUACUUCUUGUGGGUGCGCGCCGUCAAGACUGGCUCUGUCUUCUGGUCCUGUGGAGCUGCUUUGUCAUAUUUUUACAUGGUAUCCGCAUGGGGCGGCUAUGUGUUCAUAAUAAAUCUGAUUCCCCUGCAUGUCUUCGUAUUGCUAAUUAUGGGCCGUUAUUCGCUACGAUUGUUGACCAGCUACAGCACCUUUUACAUAUUGGGUCUGGUGUUGUCCAUGCAAAUUCCCUUUGUGGGAUUCCAGCCCAUACGUACCAGCGAACAUAUGGCAGCAUUGGGUGUCUUUCUUCUACUGAUUGCUGUAGGUGCAUUGAAACAUUUGCAGUCGGUACUUUCGCGUAACGAAUUCAAGAAACUCUUCAUAGUUGGAGGUCUGUGCGCUGCUGGUGUGGUCUUUUUGGGCGUUGUAACGCUCACCGUUAUGGGUGUGGUGGCUCCCUGGAGUGGACGUUUCUAUUCGCUGUGGGACACUGGCUAUGCCAAGAUACACAUCCCCAUUAUUGCUUCGGUGUCUGAACAUCAGCCUACAACCUGGUUCUCCUUCUUCUUCGACUUGCACAUAUUGGUGUGUGCUUUCCCGGUGGGCGUUUGGUAUUGCAUUAAGAAAAUCAACGAUGAACGUGUAUUUGUGGUGCUCUAUGCCAUCAGUGCUGUCUAUUUUGCUGGUGUGAUGGUGCGUCUAAUGUUAACCCUGACACCUGUUGUCUGCAUGCUUGCCGGUGUUGCAUUCUCCGGUCUACUAGAUGUCUAUCUGCGUGAGGAUAACUCUACAUCUAGCAGCAGCAGCAGCAGUGCUGUUUCCAAUGCAGACGAAAAUGAAGAUUCACCCAGCGAAAAGAAACUGCUAUACGACAAGGCAGGAAAACUGAAGCAUCGUGUCAAACACGAUCCCCAGCAAAGCGAAAGCAACAAUGGUGUGGGCUCAAAUCUGAGAAGCAUUGUCAUACUGGCCAUUCUAAUGAUUCUGAUGAUGUUUGCUGUCCACUGCACCUGGGUUACCAGCAAUGCCUAUUCCAGUCCUUCGAUUGUGCUGGCCUUCCACAACAGUCAAGAUGGAUCCCGCAAUAUUUUGGAUGAUUUCCGUGAGGCCUACUACUGGCUGUCUCAAAACACUGCUGACGAUGCCCGCAUUAUGUCCUGGUGGGAUUAUGGCUAUCAAAUAGCGGGUAUGGCAAAUCGAACAACACUGGUGGACAAUAACACAUGGAACAACAGUCACAUAGCUUUGGUGGGCAAGGCUAUGUCCUCCACCGAAGAAAAGUCCUACGAAAUCAUGACAUCAUUGGAUGUGGAUUACGUUCUAGUAAUCUUUGGUGGUGUUAUUGGCUAUUCGGGAGAUGAUAUCAACAAAUUCUUGUGGAUGGUGCGCAUUGCCGAAGGUGAACAUCCCAAAGAUAUCAAGGAAAGUGAUUACUUCACGGAUCGCGGAGAAUUCCGUGUCGAUAGCGAGGGGGCACCGGCCCUCCUUAAUUGUCUUAUGUACAAACUAAGUUACUAUAGAUUUGGUGAAUUGAAAUUGGACUACAGAGGUCCGGCGGGCUAUGAUAGAACGCGUAAUGCCGUCAUUGGCAACAAGGAUUUCGACCUAACCUAUUUGGAGGAGGCCUACACCAGCGAACACUGGCUGGUGCGGAUAUAUCGUGUCAAGAAACCACACGAAUUCAAUAGACCCGCCCUCAAGCCUGACGAACGAACAGUUGCACCCACGAAUUUUGUAUCACGCAAGAACUUGAAGCGUAAACGUGGCUACAUCAAGAGCCGACCGGUUGUGGUGAAAGGAAAAAGAAGUCAAAAAUAAACAAGCUAUUUUUUAGAUUUCCAUCUCUUAUUUUAUUUUUUUUUUUUUUGAUAAAAUGUAUAUGUAUGUCCGACUGAAACAUGUAUGUAUUGAAGAGCAUUUCUGUUUAAACCAAGGAGUAGAAGAAGCAGGAGAUUUAUGCGUUAUAAAAUAAUUAUUUCCAAUUAUAACUAUUUAAAAUUGAUGUGUGACUUCAUAAUAAAAGAAAUAAAUAAAUGAGUUUUUAUCCACUACAA